This is a messenger RNA of Suillus fuscotomentosus, 810 nucleotides long. RefSeq lists its product as uncharacterized. The coding region runs from base 1 to 810 and encodes 269 amino acids. Lineage: Eukaryota; Fungi; Basidiomycota; Agaricomycetes; Boletales; Suillaceae. The transcript is spliced from 3 exons. The record is from RefSeq and is a predicted model, not a curated record.
AUGGAUUCACGCACAUCAACACUACAAAACCUACCGCCUGACCAGUAUCUAACACUCCAGUUGAUUCUCCAGUGCAUCCACCGCCUUAACAUGUUAGACCAGCGCUUUGACAUGUUAGACCGCCGCCUUGACGUAUUAGACCAUGGCGUGCGUGGGGCAAUGCAGGAAAUCUGCAGCGUCAAGGAUCCCGUUUGCAACUACCAGUCAGGUUUCACAAUGGAGCAUUCGGGUGGACGUGAUAGCACCGUCGACUCUCAAGCUGGAGUCAAUGACCUCAAUGCCAUUACAUCGCUUGAAUCUUCGCAUGAUGACCAAAUCAUGCUACAGCCUGCAGCACUCCACGGAACAUCGUCCGAGGUCAUGGGAUCGCUGUCAGGGGGUACAACAGGCUCAUCGCCUUACGGCGCUCGCAGUUCUCCUAUCACAGUGAAGCAUUCGGGUGGACGUGAUAGCAUCGUCGACUCCAAAGCUGGAUUCAAUAGCCUCAAUGCUAUUCCACCAUCUAUAUCCUCGCAUGGCCCCUACCUCGUGUCACAGCCUGCACCCCAUGAAGUCACGUACGGGGUCACGGGAUCGCUGCCAGAGGGUACAGAAGACUUAUUGCCCAACGGCACCCGUGGUUUUGCCAACAAUGUAACGCAUCAGGGCUUCCCGGCAUCCUAUGACAUGGAUGUCACGGAAUCCUUAUCAGAAGGCGUGGGUGCUCACUUCGGUGAAUUUGCUAUCAUUCGUAGCUUUUCCUUGAGAGGUUUACAAUGUAUCCCUAGAUUUAUCGCUCGAUGUCGAUGGCACGUCGGAUCCCAUGUGUGA